Molecule: messenger RNA, 674 nt
Organism: Brachypodium distachyon (stiff brome)
Lineage: Eukaryota; Viridiplantae; Streptophyta; Magnoliopsida; Poales; Poaceae
Product: protein TonB
Exons: 2
Coding region: 122-397 (91 amino acids)
Source: RefSeq, a predicted model, not a curated record
UGCUUACAAAACGUCGCCUUCAUCCGCCCUUCUUAAUUACUUCCUCCGCCGCGAGCGUACCAUUUGUUCCAACGUCUGACGUUGCUAUAGCAGCUAGCUACGUCGCGAGAGCCGGAGAGAAAUGGGGAACUGCGGGCUGAAGCCGAAGGCGCUGGGCGACGACGACGCUCCCCCACCGCCUGCCGAGGCCGAGCCGCAGACACCGCCGGCGACCGGAGAGAAGGAAGGCGAGGAGGCGCCGGCGGUGGAGGAACCUAAGAAGGCCGCCGUGCCCGGGGAACAAAGCGAGGAAGCUACGACCGCAGCAGCUGAAGCAGAGAGACCUGAAGACCCGAAGGUACAGGAGGAGAGCGGCGGCGAGCUUCCGGAGUCGACUCCGGCGACCGUCGUCGCUUGAAGUCAAGUGCUAAAACGAAUGGCUUGUUGUUAAGGGAUUUGCUUUAAAUCCCUUCAACACAAUUUCUAAGACAUGAUCCGGAUUCUUGUAAUUGUUUGAAUUUGCAAAAGAAGUGUCUUCGGUUAAAUUGGAUAAGUUCGUUCUUCUUUUCUUUGUUUCCCUUUGCCUCCUGCUUUGGAUGGGUGCGAUCCUCGGUUUGUUUUAUUUUCUUCUACUGUAUGUUACUAAUUGUUAGCUUGGUGGAUGGAAAUCAAGAAAUGGAAUUACUUUUCAUUGA